AUGAAGAUGGCACAAAGGAACCUGGCACUGGCCUGGGUGGCUGCCGUCUUGCUGCUACAGGUGGCCAUGGCAGAGCGUCCCAGGUGGAGCUUGAAGGGCAAACCCCAGGUCUUCAUGGGCCUGACCCCUUUUGAGAUGAAGAUCCUGCACAACGUUCUGAUGGACAGGAAGGAGCUGGAGCUGCAGCCAUCUGAGAUACCCACUUUGGCCAAGAACUCAGUGUACCUCAUGGAGCUGCUGCUGCCCAGAAAGAAGGAUGUGCUGGAUUUUCUGGACAGAGGAAAAAGGAAUCCUGUGCGGGAAGCCCGUGUGGUCAUCUUCUUCGGUGCCCAGGAGCACCCUAAUGUCAUUGAGUUUGCUGUUGGGUCCCUGCCAUUGCCCAUCUACAUGCGUUAAAUAGCUCCCUUACCCGAGCACCAUCCAUCCUGGGCAUCCAGACCUAUCUCCAAAGCAGAGUAUCACCUCAUCCACCAGACCCUGAAGAAGGCCACUGAGCCCCUGGAUCAAUUCUUCAUUGACAUCACAGACCACUCGCUAAAGGACUGUGAUCAGGGUUGUCUGACUUUCACAUAUGUGGCCCCCCAGGGCACAAAGCCUGGCCAGCGCCAUAGCUGGUUUAUCUUGCAACGCUAUAUGGCAGGCCACUUCCUGAAGCCCACAGGCCUGUAGAUCCUUGUGGAUCACGGAAGCACAGAUGUCCAGGACUGGAGAGUGGAGCAGGUCUGGUAUAACGGUAAGCUCUACAACAGUCCAGAGGAACUGGCUCAGAAAUAUGAGGAUGGAGAAGUGGCUGUCAUGGUCAUUGUGGAGCCACUGCCCAAGGACACAGAGCAGCCCCAACUCUCCCCCAUCAAUGUGGCUGAGCCCCACCUUCCUCCCUAUAACAUAGAGGACAACACAGUGUACUACAGAGACUGGAUCUUCUCCUUCCGUCUACGACCCUCUUCUGGCAUGCAGAUCCUGAAUGUGCACUUCCGGGGUGUGCGCAUUGCGUAUGAAGUCAGUGUACAAGAGACUGUGGCGCAGGUGGGAGGACAUAUAGCCAUUCGACCCAGGUACAUGGAUGUGGGCUGGGGCCCAGACAGAGUCACUCACCAGUUAGUCCAGGGCGUUGAUUGUCCAGACACAGCAACCUUCCUGGAAGUCAUCCACCACUACGACACUGAUGCGCCGGUCUCCUAUCCACAAGCUCUCUGUCUCUUUGAGAUGCCAGCAGGAAUACCAAUUCCACGUCACUUUAACUCCGACUUUAACUCCGAGUCCAGUGCCAGGAUGAAGGAACACAGGCUGGUGCUGCGGACAACCUCAACAGUCCACCACUAUGAUUAUACUUGGGACUUCAUUUUCUACCCUAAUGGGGCAAUGGAAACACAGAUGGAAGCCUCUGCCUUGGUCCAUUCUACCUUCUACCAGCCCAAGGGAAUGAACUACUUCUCUCAACCACACACCCACCUAUUCAGCAACAUCCACACUCACCUUGUACAUUACCGCAUUGACCUGGAUGUAGCAGGCAGCAAGAACAGCUUCCAGUCACUGCAGAUUGUUCGGAAAAACAUCACCGAAGGCCUGAGACACCAUGUAACCCAAAACACCCUAAAGCAAACUAAUUACUCCCGGGGGCAUCAGGCAACCUUCCUCUUCUGAAAGCCACUUCCCAAUUACCUGGUCUUCAGCAACCUCCACAAGACCCACCAUGGCCACAGGAACAGCUACCGCCUGCGGAUCUACUCCACAGUCCCUCAAGUGGAGCUGCCAGACUGGCAGAAGAAACCAGGUCUCUCUUGGGCCAGGUACCCAUUGGCUGUGACCAAAUACCGGAAUUCUGAGAGGUGCAGUAGCAGCAUCUACAACCAAUAUAACCCCUGGAAUCCCCCAGUGGCCUUCAAGGACUUCAUCCGGAACAAUAUGAACAUUAAAGAUAAGGAUUUGGUGGCCUGGGUUACAGUGGGCUUAUACAACAUACCCCAUUCUAAGGUCAACCUGACCACAUCUGAGAACUCUGUAGGCUUCGUGCUCUGA
Molecule: messenger RNA, 2019 nt
Organism: Myodes glareolus (Bank vole)
Lineage: Eukaryota; Metazoa; Chordata; Mammalia; Rodentia; Cricetidae
Product: diamine oxidase [copper-containing]-like
Biological process (GO): response to antibiotic; amine metabolic process
Cellular component (GO): plasma membrane
Molecular function (GO): primary methylamine oxidase activity; diamine oxidase activity; quinone binding
Source: RefSeq, a predicted model, not a curated record